Molecule: messenger RNA, 2230 nt
Organism: Maniola jurtina (meadow brown)
Lineage: Eukaryota; Metazoa; Arthropoda; Insecta; Lepidoptera; Nymphalidae
Product: O-acyltransferase like protein-like
Exons: 12
Coding region: 1-1908 (635 amino acids)
Molecular function (GO): acyltransferase activity, transferring groups other than amino-acyl groups
Source: RefSeq, a predicted model, not a curated record
AUGUUGGAUACAGAUUUGUUUGAAAGAGUAUUAGAUACGCAAGAAUGUCAAAGACAACUGGAAUAUAUUCGGCGAAAUGAUACUCUACUGAUGGCUCAAUUUUUCGAUGCUGGAAUUAGAGUACCAAGAGGAAUUUUAUUGGGAAACUUAGCAGACCUAGGAAAUUACCAUCAAUGUCUUGGUAUACAUGAAGAAGUGGACGAUAUGUCAAUAGAAGGAAAAUAUUGCAUGAUAAGGAUUCCAACGAAUCAAAAUUUACAACUAGAAUCUUCAUUUGAAAAAUAUCAGUCUAAUUUCGAUCCACGAACAUUACGUUUGCAUAGCAUAACAACUGAAAAACUUGUGGAAUACAACAGUAAUAUCAAAAAAUUGAGAUCCACAUUCGGUGGUGAAUUUGCAGAUUUUCGAACAGAUCAAGGGAGUCCUUUAUCAGGACUUCAGUUUAGUUUGGCACUAUGUGUUCCUAAAGUUUGUACGACAGAAGAAACUAUAACUGGAUUGUUAUUUAAUCUGACGUCAGUGGGCUUGGAAUAUGAAGAUCGUUAUUGUCGACUACCAAAUGACAAACCAUGGGCACCAGUUGAUUACAUCGCAGUAAACGGAACGACACCGUAUUGCCUUUCGCCUCGCCGUCAACCUAAUGUACAAAAGCGGAUCAGCAGGUCCGAUCCAAAAGAAGCAAAUGAAAUCUUCAUUUCCUUUUCCGCUUUGACAAACUGUCGUCGUCUUUUAGUAAUAAAAACAGAUCCUAAUAAUAUACAAUGUGUGGAUGGUAUCCGUUCUUUGGCCAUUUUCUGGGUGAUUGUUGCUCAUGUCUUCCAAACUAUUAGCUUUAAUAUAGCCAAUCCAAUGUACGCCUUUGAGUGGAUUCAACAAUAUAAAUCAAUCUGGAUAUUCUCAGCCACUCUAACAGUCGAUACUUUUUUCUUACUAAGUGGUUUACUUCUCGUUUUCAUAACAGCGAAAAAGCUUACGGGAAAACAGUUGAUAAAAAAUCUACCGUUUUUUUAUCUGAAUCGCCUUUUACGUAUGUUUCCUGUACUGGCAGCUGUAGUGCUCUAUGAAGCAUCAUUCUCAAAUCGUGUAGCAGAUGGACCAUUAUGGCCUAUGCUUGUGGGUAAUAGUGUGCACAAAUGCCGUACCUUUUGGUGGACCACUUUGCUGCACUUGCAAAAUUUUAUCAACCCAGAAGAAGCAUGCCUGGGCUUAACGUGGUAUCUGGCUAUUGACGUACAACUUCACAUAUUAUCACCAAUAGUAUUAUUUUGGGUUCUUGGAAGAUCUAGAGUUACAGCGUGGGCAGCUGUCAUAGCUGCUGCAGUUGCAUCUAUAUCAGCUUCAACAAUAUAUAUGUUUACAAGAGAAGGAAUAGAGGAAAACAAUUACAUUUUAUACUAUGUUAACAUCUUGACACGCGCUCCACCUUUUUUGUUCAUGAUUGCUAAUAGUGAUUUUAACAAUAGAACAUUAGUAACAUUAUUGGCCUCAAGUUUGCGUCCUUUGUGGGCGCUAUGUCUUGGAUGGAUUAUAUUUGUUUGUGUAACUGGAUACGGAGGUCCUAUAAAUUGGUUUCUUUCUCUGAAUAUUUGGAAAAUUCCCGCUCGUAUUUCCUAUGCGAUGUAUUUAAUACAUAUAUCCAUAAUGUUUACUAUAUAUUCGACAAAAUUACAACCAGUGUACUUCUCUAUUGGAUCUGCUAUGUUUGACGUUUUCGGUUUCCUGUGGAUAACAAUGUUCGUGUCUUUUUUCCUAACGGGGCUCAUAGAUGCUCCAUUCGCUAUUCUUUUCAAAAAGUUAUUUGAAUAUGUUUUGAAGAAACCGGAUUCAAAUAAGAAGACAAGAAUUGAACAAAGUAAUCAAAAUGAUAACGUGCAAAAUGGAAACACAGUCACAAAUAACAAUAUGUGACGAGAUCAGCAGAUUACAUAAUUGUUUACGAUUAUAAGACAUCAUUAAUUUACUAAGACUUGAUGAGCUACGCGAUUGCUAUUUAAUGUGAAUUCAUCAGUGGAUUUUUGAUUUGUAUAACUUUUUUGUUAAUUCUUUAUGACUAAGUCGUCCAAAAGAUGUUAGAUACAUGUAAUUAGGAAGUAUUACCUACUUCGUAGGUAGUACUUUCUAUUUAGUAUUAAAUAAUAUUUUUCUACUUCCAAGGAAAUAGGAGAUGAAAGUCCAGUCAUUGUUCAAGUUAUUUCCAUAAAAUUUGGUAUUUCAGUUUUCGGUUACAAAU